Molecule: messenger RNA, 6007 nt
Organism: Xyrichtys novacula (pearly razorfish)
Lineage: Eukaryota; Metazoa; Chordata; Actinopteri; Labriformes; Labridae
Source: the annotation of a GenBank genome assembly
AUGUCAGGCUCCACUCCCCCGCCCACCUCUGCGGAGGCUGCGGGGACGGAAGGAUGCUUCCCCCCAGGUUACAAACCUUUCAAACCCGAGGAGCACGGCCUGGAGCGCGGGUUCCGGCUCACAGCCUACUCGGACCUGAAGGGAUGAGGCUGCAAGGUCCCGCAGGAGGCUCUGCUCAAACUCCUAGCGGGACUGGAGGCGGACCGGACCGACGGGACCGGGAAGGCCGGGGACCAAGGAUCAGAGUUCGGCCAGCAGUUGUCCGGCCCCCGCCUCGGUAACGUCAGCAGAGCGAGUGUUCCGGUCCCAAACGCGCUGUCCGCGUGACGGGGAACGUCAGUUAGCAUAGCCGCCGCUAGCAUGCUAGCUUAUGUUCAUUGACGACAGCUCACUUGACAGAUGUGCACUUCAAGGCGAAUAUUAAAUUAAUAAUAGGCUAAUAUGAUCUUAUUCUUGGUCAUAACUACUUCCUCUGCUUAAAACUGUGCUUAAAUAACAUGACUUACUAAAAGUGAAAAGUUCUCAGUGAGCUGAAUGGAUCUGAAUAAUAACAAUAUUAAUAGUACACUGAAUUAUAACUGAAUAGUAACAGUAGACUGGAUGAUAACAGUAGUCUGAAUAAUAGCAGUAGUCUAAAUAAUAAUAACAGUAGUCUGUCUUGAUUCUGUCAACUCAUGGAUGAUUCAGCAGAAAUGUUUGAGGAGCUUUAGGAUCAAAGUUCAACCUGUUGGUCAGUUAUUCCUCCUGUUAAGAAGUUUCACAAUCAUUAGUGGAAGUGUGUUUACUUCCUGUGGUGUUUGAAAAGAAUUCACUCAGACUGAGUGACUGUCAAAUUAAAUUAUAAUUAUUUCUCUGUUGAAACUUUAGAGCAAACACUAACAUAUCUGGUAUAAAUAGAUAAUGACCCUUAUUACCACAAGUCUUAACUCAGCCAUCUAAAAAGUACUCCCAAUAAAGCAGUCAUUGUAAGAUAGAUGAUAUAUUCCUGGUCCCCCUCCUCACGGCUGUGUUUGUCUGCAGGUGUUGGGAUGGACUGCUGUGUAAUCCCUCUGAGACAUGGUGGGCUCUCUUUAGUCCAGACCACAGACUUCUUCUACCCUCUGGUGGAGGACCCCUACAUGAUGGUGAGUCACAUACGGCGGUAUCUCUAAAUGAGGCUCCAACACACAGUCUGCUUCUGCCACAAACUAUUAAAGCACACAUCUACACACAACUGCAUUAAGAAAAAAAACCCUAUGGACAAUAUUCACAGGUGCAAAAAUGAAUAUGGGUCAAUGAUGUGACAGUUAAAAAGGCUAAAAUUCAAAAAUAAACUAUAAACUCACCUUGGACACAUUAUCUUUUUGAAGACCUUGUCUAAAACUUCCAGAUUUUAUCCAUUUUGAGAGAAUAUUAAGGGAAUAAUGGGAAAUAUGUCAAUGUGCUGUAACGAUAAAAACAAAAAAUGUAAUAUUUGAGAAAAUGCAUGGGGAAUGGAAUGUACUCCUCUACUGCGGUGCACUUACAUAUAUCUUAACAGUUUCUGUGUGAUUUGUCAAAUGUUAUUUGGAAAAUGCCCGCUGUUUUCAGCAUUUCUCCUGCUCUAUAUUGCAAAAAUGCAUCUAAUUUGUUUGUAAAAAAAAAAAAACCCUAACAAAAUUUACUUUCAACUGAUAUAUUAUGAUUAAGUCACUUUUUGUAAAAGUACACUUGCAUACACUAUAGGUGGAAAUAAGUAUUAAAUAUUUCCCCUUUUGUUGUGGUUACACCACUUGACAUUUUCAAGGGAAAUACAUCAUUCAUUUUGUAAAAAAAAAAAGGUUUAAAUGCCAUUUGAAAUUAUAUGAAACCAACAGAGAUACAAAAUAUACAUCUUUGCAAACCUAAUGCAAACUUUUAAAACAAUUUAUUAAAACAUUUUUGUGUUACUCAUGAUGCAAACCCUUAUUUGUAACUGACCCAUCUACUUCCAUAACAUUAUGAACACCUCUGGUAUAAGGAGCACUGUCAAAUGUGUCAGUAUAGUGCACUCCAGCACCCCACAAAGCCCCACAGCAGUGUAGCAUUAAAUUUAAGGAGCAGUUAUCACCUGUCUGAUCAUGUCAACAAAAACUGGAAAUGUAGAUGCUAUCUGUGUUAAACUACUUCAUUUCACCUGUGCAUUCAUAAUGUUAUAUUUAGUAUAAUGCAGAGAUUAUAGUUUUCUGUGACUGUGCUCUAAAGGUGUAUAUCUCCACAUUAUCAGCUUAUAUGUUUGCCCAUAUAUGUGUAGUAAUGUCUAUUGUAAAUACUUUUAAAGAUGGCUAUCUCUUAUUUGAUUACUGGUCUCAACUGUCAUCUCACUGUGAGCAAAAAAACCUCUUUUUUAAAAAAAAUUAUACCAUGACAAACAUCACAUGAAAAAAGUUAACAAGCAAAAUCUUUUUUACCUGUUCCUAAACAUAUCAGAGUCUCACGUCUGUGAAAUGAUUACUGAUCCAACAUAGAUUUGAUUGUCAUGUCCCAGCAUGCAUUGGUAGUAAUAUUACUGUAUCUUUUGGAGUGUGGACCUGCCAGUGUCUGUGUGUUUAUCUUCUUUUUGUUUUUCUGUAGAGGUGAUCAAUAACAUUCAAACUGAAAUAAAUAAAUAACCUGAUAAAUCUUGUUUUUCUCUCUCUCUGUAUGUGAUCAGUCUGGCAGAGUAACAGAAUAGAGGAUAACACGUAGACUUUGUACACACAGAUUUAUGUAAUUUAAAAAAAAAAGAAAAUCACAAUAAUAAUACCAAAGGUCAGGAUGUUUAAAGGCCAGUUUAGAGAUGAGCUGCAGAAAAGUCUGAUUUCCCCCUAAACUUCCUCCUGAAUCCUGGGUUUUAGCUUGUGAUCAUCGGAAGUAAACCCUCGCUUUUGUCUGUCUUUCAGGGGAGGAUAGCAUGUGCUAACGUCCUCAGUGACCUGUAUGCCAUGGGGAUCACAGAGUGUGACAACAUGCUGAUGCUGCUGAGUGUCAGCCAGAAAAUGAACGAGAAGGUAACGCUCAGUCAAACCUGACUGUGAAACAUCUUUGACAGUUUGUUGACUUUGCUCUUAAUAUUGUGAGAGCUCAGCACAUACAACACACAAUGCAUGUUACAGUGAGAGUAUCAUGUCUGUCUAACAGUGCAGUGACUAUGGAAUUUGCAUGUACGUUCAUUUGAAGUCCAUUUUGUUCCUCUGAAAACUUCAUUUACUUGUAUUUUAUUUAUGUUUGACACAGGACCGUGAGCGUGUGAUGCCACUGAUGAUUCGAGGCUUUCGUGAUGCAGCAGAGGAAGGCGGGACUUCAGUGACAGGUGGUCAGACGGUGAUCAACCCCUGGAUCAUCGUUGGAGGAGUCGCUUCAGUCGUGUGUCAGCCAAACGAGUUCAUCAUGUGAGUCUGUUCAGACUGUUAAUGUGUGGGUUCAAUCCUGUCCUGCCUUUUACAGUCUACAUAUCUGAUUGGUGAAGUCUCAGUUUUUAAAUCCCCUUCUCUCUUGUAGUUCAGCUCCAGAUUUCCCAGAAUGCAUUUCAUCAUUCUCUAACAGGGUAUGCCUGACCUUGUUGUUUUAGCCAGCAGGGGUGCGUAGAGAUGAUCAUAUCCUGCUAAUGAGCCGGUUCGUUAGCUGUGGCUGUGUUGCUGCAGACAGCUGCUUCAGCACAGACCUCAGACCUCUAAUAUGUUCCUCUGGCAGUUUUAUUGUUAACAUGAAUCGUCUCAUUCCUGACUGUUAUAACAGAGCUGCUGUCUGAUGUCAGAGGGUUGACCUCUGCUCUGUGUUUUCUCAGGCUGCAUUUGUUUCUCUUAUCUCCAAGACAAAGUGUUUUUUUUUUAAACAGUGAUCAGAUCAGAUUCAUCUGUCUGGACAUCACCAACCAAAUCUGCAGUGAUUGAUUUAAAAUGUUGCCGUUAUUUAAAGAGCAGAUAUCUUACCUCACAUUGUAUUGAUUGGGCUGCAAAAGAAAUUCUGACAAUCAGGUAUUCGAGUGGGAGUUAUUUCACUUUACAAUUGAAACAAUCUGCUAAUGUGGCUGGAAUCUAAACUGCAAAAAUCACAAUCCCUGUCCUUUUUUCUGCUAUCAUUUGUUGUUUUAUAUACAUCACAAACAAAGAUAAAUGAUUGAGGGAUGAACCAGUGAACAAAAAACGGCAGCUGGAUUUCCAGUGAGGCAGUUCUGUCCCUCCUUGUUUUGACUUGAACCAUCAUUCUGAAAAGUCAGCCGCUUUAAACAUUUGUUCAUGACUGCCUCGUGAAAACCAUUCAUCUCCCACCUGUCCUUUUCUGAGAGACUAGAGCUGUUUUCCACUAAACCUUGGAAAAUUCUCAUUUAAAUAAAAGUUUGACCUAAAGUUGGGUGAGCACGGUCAGUGAUAGUAAGGUAACCUCAACGUGAAAGAAGGUGUGGAGCCAUGAUGUUUACAGCUUGUAAGCGGUGUGGUCUUGCUGCUCAUGAUGAAGCAGCUUCAUCUAUUUUUCUGCCCUCAGCAUGUUCUGUUUCACUCAGUCAAUGAUACUUUCUGUCCAUUUAAAUAUUACUUUAUUGACUUUUUCUAUCAGGUUUAGAGAAAAUAGUCAUUUUGGACUUUUUGAACACACCUUGUGAAUGUGUUCAUAAAUGGUGGCAUGUCCUUUCUGCCAGUGGAGACAUCACACUGUGAGGAGUUUUUUUGAAGAACCGUUUUGAAUAAAGGUCAGAGAAGGCUGUCCUGAAAUCUUCAAGAGGGCAUGAUUAAAAAAGGAAUAGAAAAAAAUUAGCAUUCUGUUUGAUACAGAAACAGGUGAACUGUAUUGGUCAUUUAUACGUGGAUUUGGCUUUCUUUCUAUAGGAUUAUUUGGUCAAACUAGAUCUUUAAAUCUUCUAUAUUUCAUGUUUUUUUUUCCAGGCCGGAUGGUGCCGUGCCUGGGGACGUCCUGGUUCUGACCAAACCACUUGGGACACAGGUGGCUGUGAACGCUCACCAGUGGCUCGAUCAGGUCGAUUCUGCUCACAUCAGUUUUACUAAGUAUAAAUUCUGAUUUGAUAUAGAUUAAAAUGAAUGUGUCUGCACUCACACGUUCUGUCUCUGUGUUUUAAUUUAACAGCCUGAAAGGUGGAAUAAAAUCAAGCUGGUCAUCACCAAAGAGGAAGUCAAAGAGGCCUAUCAGGAAGCCAUGUUCUCCAUGGCUAUGCUAAACCGCACAGGUAAACUCUAAAAUAAACAUCAUACUGACUGAGCGUGCUCUGUCCUGGAGCUUUGAUCUCCUUGUUUCAGCUCGCUCAAACAUUUGACUCUGAAUCUUUAUGUUUAUGUUUCCAGCGGCUGGCCUGAUGCACAAGUUCCAGGCUCACGCUGCCACAGAUGUGACGGGUUUCGGGUUGUUGGGACACGCCAACAACCUGGCAGCACAGCAACGCAACGAGGUGGCCUUCGUCAUCCACAACCUGCCAAUUAUAGCCAAGAUGGCUGCUGUUAGUAAAGCCUGCGGGAACCUGUUCAACCUGGUUCAGGGCACGUCAGCAGAGACUUCAGGUAGGAAAACAGAGGAGGAAACACCAAGAGGUGUCUGUCUCUUAAACGGAUAUUCCGGCAUAAAAUUAUUUUGGGUCAAACUCACCGUAACACCGAGUUAGAUACCCUGUCAAGAGAUGAUUGAAUGAAUGAAUAGGAGAAAUGUCAGUUCUUACUUAAAGCAUCAUGGCUGAAAAAAGUAUGAAUGAAUGAAAACCAGUUCUUCUGGAUCUGUUAGUGAUUUAUAGUCGUAACUUUUUAUCAUAGUCAUAACUUUUUAUCUGUCCCUCUCUACUCUAGGUGGCCUGCUGGUUUGUCUGCCCAGAGAGCAGGCAGCCAAGUUCUGCUCAGAGAUGAAGAGUCAGAGCUGUGGGGCCGGAGGUCAGGGCGCAGCGGGUGGAGCCUGGAUCAUUGGGAUCGUAGAGAAAGGCGACCGCCGUGCUCGCAUCAUCGACAAGCCUCGCAUUAUCGAGGUCCCUCCACGAGGAAGUCAGGCAGCAAAUCAGGACAACAGCCCCGCCCCCAGCCCCAACCUGUCAUAG